CAUCGAUCAUUUCAACAUGGGUUGUCACUCGGAAUAGGAAGAGAAGGGCUGCUUUGGAAUGGAAAUGUAACGACGCCUGCCUAAGAUUUUUUUAUAAAGUCAAGGGGACAAAUGUAACUUCGGGGAAGUAUUAUAGUAUUGAAGUGGACCGAGGAAUCGCGAUCUCAACUUUGGCUUCGUCGUCGUCUCCGCUCGGCAUCGGAGUUGGGAUUGAGACUGGGAUUGGGAUCGGCUCCACUGGAAGAACGAACGAAGGACCGAUUGAUGGGGGGAGCGCUGCAGUACUUGGAGGAGCAGCGGAAUGCGCGGCCGGAGCUGGCGGAGUGGUACGACGCCAUGGCCGACCUCUACCAGAAGAAGCUCUGGCAUCAGCUCACCCUCAAGCUCGACCAAUUUGUCUCUCUCUCCAUCGUCCAGGCAGGUGAUUGUCUCAUUCAGCUGUAUCACAACUUUAUUACUGACUUUGAGAUGAAGAUCAAUUUACUGAAACUUGCACAUUUUGCUGUGAUAGUUUCACGUCAGUAUUCAGAAAGGGAAGCUGCCAUUAGCUAUCUUGAAGGGGUGAUUGACAAGCUGCAUGCUACUAGAGAGUUGCGGAUUGAGGAGCCUAUUCUUUAUGUGAAGAUGCAAAUAGCUGCAUUUAACCUUGAGGAAGGGAACCAGAAGGAGUGUAAAAAACUUUUAGAGGAUGGAAAGUCUACAUUGGAUAGCAUGACUGAUAUUGAUCCUUCUGUUCAUGCUAGCUUUUACUGGGUAUCUUCUCAAUAUCACAAAAGUCGCCAAGAAUUUGCUGAGUUCUAUAAAAAUGUUCUCCUUUAUUUGGCAUACACAUCAGUGGAAUCUCUUUCAGAAUCAUUUAAACUGGAUUUGGCAUUUGACCUAUCGCUUUCUGCCUUGUUGGGGGAUAAUAUUUAUAAUUUCGGUGAAUUGCUAGCCCAUCCAGUUAUAAAUUGUCUUCUUGGAACCAAAGUGGAGUGGCUUUACUAUAUACUUCAAGCAUUCAACACCGGCAAUUUAGCUCUUUAUCAAGAACUUUGUUGUGUUCAUGGUGCUUCUCUGAAUGCACAGCCUGCAUUUGUAGUAAACCAGAAGAAGCUAUUGGAAAAGAUGAAUAUACUUUGUUUGAUGGAAAUCAUCUUUAGUCGACCUGCUGAAGAUCGCACCAUACCAUUAAGUAUUAUAGCUGAACGAACUAGACUUUCCAUAGAGGAUGUGGAAUAUCUUCUCAUGAAAAGCCUCUCCGCAUUACAUCCUUCUAGCAGAGAGAGCUUUAAUACUUUAAUCAGAGAACUGGGUGUGUUAACACGGAGCAGUGAAGGUUCAUCUUAUCGAAGGCAUUAUAGAUCAGGUUGAGGGGACUAUUCAUGUCUCACGGGUGCAGCCUAGGGUUUUGGGGAUGCCACAGAUUAAAUCCCUGUGAAAUUGUCUAGAUAAUUGGCUGGGCAAGGUGCAUACAGCUUUAUUAUCAGUUGAAGCAGAGAUGCCUGACCUAGUGGCUUCAUGAUGCGUGCUGUUUGAGAGUCCUUUUCAACGAUCUGUCACGCAGGGGACUAAAUCAACGAUGCUGUUGGUGCUUCCUGCUUUGGAGGCCUGUCUAUAUUUUUGCCUUUCUACAUUAAAAAUUUUGUGCGGGGUUGGCAGCUGUACGCUAACUGAGGCCUGUGUCAGAUCUGUAGUUUUCAAUUCUCAGGAAAAGAAAGCAGGGAGCAGGGCAAAGAAAACUGCAGCUUAGCGAAUGUUUCUCUUGUUUUCAAGUUCAGGUCAUUGCACAUUUGUGUGAAAGAACAAUGCAUAUUUUGAUGACAAUAUAAGAAAAAUAUUUCUUAAAAAGACAUUGCGAGAAAAAUGCUGCAGACUUUUUGUCACAGGCAAUCACCAUGAUCAUUCACAAGUAUCAUGAUCUUAUUUAUCGCCUUCCUAUAAUUUUUAUUUGUGUCUGGAACAAUAUAUACAAUUUUAUAUCCCUGUAAAAUUACAGGGAGGCUCUGAAUUAGAUGAGGAUGUUGCAGCAGUCGUUCAUUUUGUCAUCAUAAGCCACCUCAUGUUCUCAUUUAGCAUUCCACCUUAUAAUCACACAGCCUAAAGCUUUGGAAUUGCCAAAAAGUUUGAUUGAUGGGCAUAAGAGGGAACCUCCUGAGGACCAGGCGGUCGCCUAAUUCUUAUUCUGUCAGAACACCUGAUGUUUUUUUUAGAAAAGAAAAAGAAAUAUCUGCUAGAGUCUGUAUGGUGCUGCAAUGUGCUUCACGCACUAUGUUCAAGGCUUCAGAAGGUAUCCAAAUGCCAUAAUUAUUCUCUUUUGAAGGAAUUUACUCACCCUUGAGGAUAACUAGAAGCGAUGAUGAUAUCAUUUUCAAUGGUAAACUUCUGUAUAUCAAGAAAUGUAACCAAACUUAGUGCCUGCGAGCGCUCAAGCUUGUGCGAACGGUCGGACUGUUGCUGGCAUAACUGCUGCUCCUGAAUGAGCACCAAAUUCUUUGUCCGUCAGAUUGUGGGGAAUGAUGAAAAGAUCCAUCACCAUUACCUCUUGCCAAAGGGCUGGGGGUUAAUUUGAUGCUUUUCAAGACUUUGCUACAUGGUUCAAAGAAGCACCAUUUAAGUGCUACUACCGACAGCAUCCAGCAAAGUAUACAAUGAAACAAGAGACUGGACAUUAAGAACAAGUGGAAUUCAAGUGUAAAUUUAAUGUCUGCCAAUCCUAUAAUCUCGAUUUUUUUCUCAGAAAACUCACAACAUUAAAAUUGUUGCAUUACAUUUGCUCCAUAAGUCCAAAUACAAUAAAUGCCAAAUAAAUAUAAUGUUGCAGAUUCCUUGUUUGUAUUUAAUCUACUUCAAUGCUGAAUGUAAGGAUUUUUUUCCAAUUCCCUGCUUGCAAACAUGAAGCUUAACAAGAAUACUGCAUUUAUUGAAAAUGAAGAUUAGUACACAUGAGCUCAAGGUCAUAUGGUACAUCAGCACAAAGCAUAAAACUGAAUCUUUUAACACAGCAUUAAAUACCUCUGAAUUUUAAA
Messenger RNA from Phoenix dactylifera (date palm), 3008 nucleotides. RefSeq names its product 26S proteasome non-ATPase regulatory subunit 13 homolog B-like. The record is from RefSeq and is a predicted model, not a curated record. NCBI's taxonomy places the organism in Eukaryota, Viridiplantae, Streptophyta, Magnoliopsida, Arecales, Arecaceae. Gene Ontology annotation, molecular function: structural molecule activity. Gene Ontology annotation, cellular component: proteasome regulatory particle, lid subcomplex; cytosol; nucleus. Gene Ontology annotation, biological process: ubiquitin-dependent protein catabolic process.